GGGGCCAUGGGACAUCAAGGGGAGAAAGGAGAAAAAGGAGAUCCUGGUGAAUUGGGAUUGCCUGGCAAUGAUGGUCCACCAGGAGAGAAAGGUGAAAGAGGAGAGAAAGGAGACAAAGGAGACCCAUCCAAUGAUGUGCUUCCAACAGGUGCCAAAGGUGACCAAGGUUCCCCAGGCCUCCCUGGGCUUCCUGGGCCUCCUGGACCUCCUGGACCUCCUGGCCCUCAAGGUCCUCCUGGUCCCCCUGGAAGUAGAAAGGCUAAAGCCCAGCGCCAGCCAAAUAUGUUUAACGGCCAAUGCACAG
Molecule: messenger RNA, 304 nt
Organism: Gracilinanus agilis (Agile Gracile Mouse Opossum)
Lineage: Eukaryota; Metazoa; Chordata; Mammalia; Didelphimorphia; Didelphidae
Product: gliomedin-like
Exons: 2
Source: RefSeq, a predicted model, not a curated record